AUGCGCGGCUGGGACGAGUGCACGACGGCGGCGCUGCACGCGCGCAUCCUGGAGGCGCAGCGCGGGCCCGGCGCGGCCGAGGCGCCCGCCUGCGAGCCCGCGCUGGACCUGGCGGCUCCGACGCCGCUGCUGCCGUUGCCUACGCUGUCGUUCAGCGCGGCACAGGUGGCCACCGUGUGCGAAACGCUCGAGGAGAGCGGGGACGUGGAGCGGCUGGCACGGUUCCUGUGGUCGCUGCCGGUGGCGCACCCCAAUGUGGCCGAGCUGGAGCGUUGCGAAGCAGUACUGCGCGCGCGCGCCGUGGUCGCAUUUCACGCGGGCAGGCAUCGUGAGCUGUAUUCGAUCCUGGAGCGACACCGGUUCCAGCGGUCGAGCCAUGCCAAGCUGCAGGCGCUAUGGCUGGAGGCGCACUACCAGGAGGCGGAGCGACUGCGCGGUCGGCCGCUUGGGCCCGUCGAUAAGUAUCGCGUGCGCAAGAAGUUCCCGCUGCCGCGCACCAUCUGGGACGGCGAGCAGAAGACACAUUGCUUCAAGGAACGCACACGGUCGCUGCUGCGCGAAUGGUACUUGCAGGACCCCUACCCGAACCCCACCAAGAAGCGCGAGCUGGCAGCGGCGACGGGCCUAACGCCCACGCAGGUCGGCAACUGGUUCAAGAACCGACGGCAGCGGGACCGCGCCGCCGCCGCCAAGAACCGCUCCGCGCUACUCGGCCGCGGAUUCGCCUCCUCCUCCACCUACGACGAGGAUUCAGCCGACUCCGAAAUCAACGUGGACGAGGAGUAGCGGCGUAUGGCGCGGGACACAGUGGUUACGUUGCAAUACGGACUAGGCCGUCGCGACGCGAGUGUUGUGCGGACGUGGUGAAUCAGUUCGCAUUAGGGUAUCUUAUGAGUGCUAGUGAAGUUGAUAUCGCCGUAUCUCCGCACCAGGUAUGUACUGUGCACUAUGUAGUGACCGACGACGCUCGCCGCUGUCGAGUGCCGGCUAGCCAAAUAUCCCUUCGCACACUCGACUCGCGACCGCGGCGGGUAUGGCCGACGCUAGGCUAGGCUAGGCUAGGCUAGGCUAGGCUAUUCCUUCUGUAUAAUUUUUAUUUGUCUAUUUAAAUACGCCUACUUAGGUUUAAGAAUAUUUUUCGUGUGGUCGGGAACCGCUAUAUAUAUCCUAUUUUAGUAGUAAAUGAAGAAUUUAUUUAUCAUAUCAGCUUUCAGUUGUGUACAUUGCGUAGGUAUGUUCUGUGUAGAUAGGAUAUUGCGCGGCGGCGGCGGCCGGCAGUGCGGCGGCAUGUCGGCAUGUCGGCAUGUCGGCUCGUAUCUGAGCAGAGCAGAGCGGAGCACGACGGCCGCUUGUCCUAAGUUAUUUGUUCCGGGCGAUGUUGACUGUUUUCACUUAGUUAUUUAUUACAAUAAAACAUAUAAGUGUAUCGAGGGCGCUGCAAUGUGGUCUGUUACAUCCGCGACAAUUUACAACUUACCGUAUAUUUGUAGGCCUAUUUAAAACAAUAACAAAUCGAAUCAAACUUUUCCACUGGUGGAUUUAUAUUAAUACU
Papilio xuthus (Asian swallowtail) is the source of this 1552-nucleotide messenger RNA. RefSeq names its product homeobox protein SIX6. The coding region runs from base 1 to 786 and encodes 261 amino acids. NCBI's taxonomy places the organism in Eukaryota, Metazoa, Arthropoda, Insecta, Lepidoptera, Papilionidae. Gene Ontology annotation, biological process: regulation of transcription by RNA polymerase II. The record is from RefSeq and is a predicted model, not a curated record. Gene Ontology annotation, molecular function: DNA-binding transcription factor activity, RNA polymerase II-specific; RNA polymerase II cis-regulatory region sequence-specific DNA binding. The transcript has a single exon. Gene Ontology annotation, cellular component: transcription regulator complex; nucleus.